ACUGCUUCCAUUUCACGCCUCCCGCGAUCGGUCAACGCGCGUCUUUGUAAUACUAAAUUCGAACAUUUGAAAUUCGAAUCUCUGCAUUCGAAUAUUUAACCGGAAACUGUAUCCUACGUUAUAUCUAUUUAAUUAUAGUUUUAAUGACUGUAACAAUGAAUUGAGAAUCUUUUUUAUUAUUAUUGUUAAUUCAAUUUAAAACGUUUUGUGUGAAGUUUACAGUUAUUGUGUGAUAAUUUUAUAAACAGUGUUGCGCAAGUUUUAAUUCUACUCCGACAAACAUUGGGACUUUCUGGAACUCACCGUGAAAUACAGACAGGAUGGCGGGUAUGAACGUGAGGCUGGCGUUUGCUGUAGUCUCCUCAGCUUGCUGGUCAGCCUUCCAGCAUGGGUACAACACUGGCGUGCUGAACGCUCCACAAGCGGUUAUGUCCGAAUGGUUGCACAAAUACGCGCUAUCUGGUACAAAUCUAACCAUUGACGCCAACUCAGACCCGAAAGUGACUUCGGUGUGGUCCGUGGCGGUCUCAAUAUAUUGCGUGGGCGGAAUGAUCGGUGGGGUCAUCACUGGAAUCAUAGCUGACAGAUUUGGAAGGAAGUGCGGUUUGCUGCUAAACAAUGUCCUCGUGUUAGUGGCGGCCGCUUUGGAAGGAUUCUCAAAGACCGCCAGCUCGGCUGAAAUGCUGAUACUAGGAAGGCUGUUAAUAGGUAUCAACAGUGGCCUGAAUGCUGGCCUGGUUCCUAUAUACCUGGCUGAAAUAUCACCAGUCUCGCUGCGAGGGUCUAUCGGCACAGUCUACCAGCUCGUGAUCACAAUAACAAUCCUUCUAUCACAAGUACUAGGCUUGGAGUCGGUGCUGGGCACGCCAUACGGCUGGCCGUAUUUGCUCGCCGUAGCGGCUAUACCGGCUGUGAUACAGUUCGUAACACUACCUUUCUGUCCGGAAUCACCCAAGUUCUUGCUUUUGAAUAGAGGAAGGGAGUUGCACGCGCAAAGAGCCCUAAACUGGCUCCGCGGAGACGUAGCUGUCCAUGGGGAAAUGGAGGAAAUGCACCAGGAGGCAGAAAAGAAUAAAGUGAGUAAGAAGGUGACCCUCCGGGAGCUGUUCAGCAACCGCCAGCUGCGGCAGCCGCUCAUCAUCGCGAUGAUGGUGAUGAUCGCACAACAACUGUCCGGGAUUAACGUGGUCAUAUUCUUCUCCACGGAUAUCUUCCUCAAAGCUGGCAUCAGUGAGAGGCACUCGCAGUAUGCGACUUUAGGUAUGGGUGCCAUGAACGUGGUGAUGACGGUGAUCAGCCUGAUGCUGGUGGAGUACGCUGGCAGGAAGACGCUGCUCCUCACCGGCUUCAUUGGAAUGUUCAUCACCACAGUAGGAUUGUUCGUCGCGAAUCUAUACACCCAAGUGUCCUGGGUUCCGUACGUGUGUAUUGCCCUGGUGAUGCUGUUCGUGAUGACAUUCGCUAUAGGACCCGGCUCCAUACCCUGGUUCCUUGUUACUGAGCUCUUCAACCAGUCGGCGCGGCCAGCAGCGACAUCUGUCGCCGUCACUGUCAACUGGACGGCCAACUUCAUAGUGGGUUUAAGUUUCCUGCCCCUCUCGCUCGCGCUUGGCUCGUACACGUUCGUGAUAUUCGCAGUACUGCAACUACUCUUCAUAAUUUUCAUAGCGUGCAAAGUGCCAGAGACAAAGAACAAAACGGUUGAAGAAAUAACAGCCAUGUUCCGGCAACAGAUGUGAAAAUAAAAAAAAAUAAUAAUAGAGGAAUGUAUUUGAUAUUCCAUUUUUAAAUCUUCGGACGUAUACGUGAUUUUUCACGAUAUGCCAGCAUGCGAAUACUGCCUACAAAUAUAUAAGUCGUCCUCAAAAAAAAAAAAAAUUAAAUAGAAAAUAGUAAUAACGUAUUUUUCGAGUUUUUUUUUCCGAUUUAAGCGUAUGAAUAUGACCUAAAAAUUUUAAUUGGUCACUAAAAAAACAUUUUUAAACUGUGCCCUAAAAAACAAAGAAAAAAAACGAAUGUUCUUAAACCAUGGAUAUAAACGUAGAUUGAGUACGUUAUACUAUAUCUAUGUUUAUAAAAGACUAGAGAUUAUAUACUUUGACAUCAAUUUGGUAAAACGUCGAUUACUUUUUAACUAAUUGUACAAUAUUUUAUCUUGUAACAAAAGUGCCUUUUAGAUAAAGGAUUUGUGACAAAUAAUAUACAAGUGUUAUAUAAAAAAAAAAACAAUUUAUUCUCCAACUUUUCAGAGCAACAUUGAAAAUCGUAAUUUUACAUUAUACAUUCCAAAAAAAAAAACAUUAUUUCUGAAAAAUAUCACAGUCAAUGAUUACUUAAUAAGUUGAUUUUUUUUAUGUCAAUUAUUUAAAGAGAUAUAAACUAUAAUAUAAUACAAACGACAAUUAUUUUGAAACGUUAAUUGUUAAUUAAGAUUCAUAAUAAGCUUAGUCAUUUUAUGGACAAAAUCUCAACUUUUAGAUUGUAGUAAACCAAGUAUUUUGUAUAAAUAUACGAAGGACAGAACAAAAAAUGAAUGUCUUGUUAAUUUUGAAUUAACCACACGCACAAAUUGUAUAAGCAUGUGUGGGUGCGCGCACGUGUGCGUAUGUGUCUGUGUAUGUAUGUGUGCAUGCGUGCGACGAGCGUAAUUGCAUGCACGUGUGCGUGUGUAUAAGUGUAUGUGUGUGUAUGCAUGUGUGCGUGCGUGUUUGUAUGUGUCCCCAUGCAUAUAUGUACGCCUGCGUGUGUGUUGUAUGUAUGUAUGUUGUGUGAUUAAGUUAAAAAAAAAGAUAUUAAUCUCCAAUGUUUGAGACAGAGAAAGAAAUUCAUUUUGUCCAUGCUUUGUAUUUAAAUAAAUUUAUUUUAAUAUUUUAUUUAUAUAUAGAAUAAACAUAUUGUAGUUAUUUAUUGUGAAUUAUUAAUAGGAAAAAAAAAACAGACGUACUUAGUUUUGAUGCGAAAUCACAUUUAUUUAGAGUUUAUGUACUUAUAAAUAAUUUAUUAUUUGUAAGCAUGUGGUCUACCAUGAAACGGAAAUCCGAAUUUUCGGGCUCAAUUUUGUGUUUUUGUUCGUACCAAAUUCGACUCAGUAAAUGGAGCUUAACAUUUCGUUCAUCAUAAAUCCUAUCCUAAUAGACUAAAGGAACGAUAUUUUAACAUUUUUAAUAAUUUUAAACGGCAUGUAUUAUGUAAUUUUAGCAUCAAAUUUCUGUUUCGUUCGUGCCCGAAAUUUCGGAAAAUAUUUCAUGGUAGGCCCUCAGAUUAUUUGCUCCGUAGAUAUAUUGACUAUUUGCUCCGACAUCGUUUAAUAUUUACAUUAAAAUAGAUAUUUCUUAA
Messenger RNA from Galleria mellonella (greater wax moth), 3336 nucleotides. Its product is annotated as solute carrier family 2, facilitated glucose transporter member 1-like. Gene Ontology annotation, cellular component: membrane. The transcript is spliced from 12 exons. NCBI's taxonomy places the organism in Eukaryota, Metazoa, Arthropoda, Insecta, Lepidoptera, Pyralidae. Gene Ontology annotation, biological process: monosaccharide transmembrane transport. The record is from RefSeq and is a predicted model, not a curated record. Bases 321 to 1739 code for a protein of 472 amino acids. Gene Ontology annotation, molecular function: hexose transmembrane transporter activity.